This is a messenger RNA of Didymodactylos carnosus, 1446 nucleotides long. The record is from the annotation of a GenBank genome assembly. NCBI's taxonomy places the organism in Eukaryota, Metazoa, Rotifera, Eurotatoria, Philodinida, Philodinidae.
AUGCUACCAUACACAUCCACUGCUCCGUCUCAUCAUCACACCAUCUCUUUGACUGCUAACGAAUUGAACAAUGAUACGCAUCACCAUCAACUAAAAUCAACUCAUGAAUUAAAACAAACAGAGAAUUCUCGAGACGAUAAUUAUCAAAAUUCAUUAAAGAUUAGACAAAAACGACAAAUUACCUACGACUAUGACAAUUAUGUAAACGAUGACGAUAUUGCUGAUUAUGUUGAAAAUAAUGAUGUUAAAAAAGAAGGUUAUUUAGGCUGUCGAUAUGACAUCAAUGUAUGUGAUGAUAAUGAACAAUGUCUUGACGAUGGUUUGUUCGGACAAUGUUUAAGUGGUAUCGGUGAAGGACAGUAUAAAAAUUCGGUGUCGGUAAAACAUAUUUUAAGUGAUGACAAAUUGAUUGCACUUGAAAUAACAUUUGAUUUUCUUAAACGUUAUCAAUUAAAUUGGCGAGAUUAUGCUACACAAUGUAUUUUAAUUCGAUUAUUAAAAAGUCAAGGUGUUAUUAACGCAAAUUUAUUAAACAAAUUUUAUGUUCAAUGUAUAAAUGAAGACGAGAUAUUAGAUGAAAUUUUAUUGAAUAACGACAAUGAUAAUGAUGAUUUACAUCCAGUACCAUCACCAUCAUUAGAUAGAAAUGAGAAUAAUCACCGACGGUAUAUACAACUUGAUGGUGAUCUGCUACAUGAUCCCGAAUUUGAUUUAGUAUCAUGGAAAAAUACCGAAAAAAGUCGAGGAAGAAAAAUAUAUGACGGAAUGUGGUAUGAUCCGUACAUUAAUAGUCAAACAUCUUCGGAUGAUUUUAUAAUUGAUUUGAAAAAAUUACCUCAUUCGUUAUUUGAACAUCAUCAUCGUAAACCAAAAAUUAAUUCUCAAGAUUCAAUCUAUAUGGGUGAUAAUAGAGCUGUCGAAGCACUUUACUAUUCUGAUCCAAUUAUUGAUCAGUCAAUCAUGAGCAAAAAUCCACGAAAAAUAUCACCUAAAAUAAGAGAAAAAUAUCCUGACCUAGCCGUAGCGUUACAAGUGAAUAACAACAAACAACAAGUUCCAAAUAGGAUUAAUUCAGCAACGAUGACUGGAAAACAUGGAAAAAAUGUUCAAGAGAAGAAUAGAAACAAAACGGAUAUAGACAAUAAUCGAUAUUAUAAAGUUGAAACAGAUAAAGGAUAUAUCGUUAUCAGUAGAGAGUUUAAAGAUCAAAUGGAAGGGUCACGUUUAUUAGCCUUGAUUGCUGAAAUCAAUAGAUGGCCGCUCUCGAUAUUCACAGAACUAAAUGUUGAUCGAGAUGUUGUAACGUUUCAUUUAAUAGAUAAUCCUUAUCGAAUAAAUGCAACAAAUGUCGCCAGUUCAGCAAUUAAUGUACAACAAAAUAUUGAAAGUCAAUUGGGUAUACGCAUUAUCGAUGCUGGAAUUGGAGCUGUUCGUGUAAGUAGAUAA